AUGGGAAAAGGGUUAAGGUCAAAAGUUAAGAGAAGGUUUAGAACUGUCAAAAGGGUUCACGUGAAUGAAGUAAUAGAAAAACCGAAUGUUAAAAAACUGCAUGAUAGAAUAAAACGAAUGCUUAAUAAUAAAAACAUAUAUGAAGAUUUAAUUAGACCACCAAAUAAAUUUUUAUAUCCAGAUGACGAAGAAGCAGUAAUACCCCAACAUAAAAUAGUAAAGAAUAUUGAUUUUAGAUCGGAAGCGUUACCAUUGUCAGGUUUUGCGACCACUGGAAACAGAAGAAAAUAUAGUGUUAAUGAAAAGUUGGAUAUAAAAAAUCAGUAUGGUAACAUUCCAAGCCUUCUUGGUAAUACAGAAAUUAACAAGUUAAUUAAUGAUAUGCAUAAGAGAUCAAAAGAGGUUAUGAACACAAUUGGGGAAAAGGCGGACUUUAGUGUAUAA
This is a messenger RNA of Plasmodium malariae, 444 nucleotides long. RefSeq names its product conserved Plasmodium protein, unknown function. The transcript has 5 exons. The coding region runs from base 1 to 444 and encodes 147 amino acids. Lineage: Eukaryota; Apicomplexa; Aconoidasida; Haemosporida; Plasmodiidae. The record is from RefSeq and is a predicted model, not a curated record.